Penicillium waksmanii is the source of this 3201-nucleotide messenger RNA. RefSeq lists its product as uncharacterized. The coding region runs from base 1 to 3201 and encodes 1066 amino acids. The record is from RefSeq and is a predicted model, not a curated record. The transcript has a single exon. NCBI's taxonomy places the organism in Eukaryota, Fungi, Ascomycota, Eurotiomycetes, Eurotiales, Aspergillaceae.
AUGUUAGGUCUUUCGCAAUAUCUGACCGUGCUUCUGGCGGCAGCCAUCGGGCCUGCCUUUGCGUUUCCUCUUGGUCCUGGUACUUCUGAUUCCACCGCAAAUCAAGUCAUCCGACCACGAGAUGAGACGUGCAAAGUCUCCUUUGAUGGUCUUCCCAUUAUGCAAGGGUUCAAUGCAACUUAUGCUCCAAAACAAUGGCAGCGAAUUUUGAUUGAAUCAUUCGAUCGCAAAGCCACGCCUACCUUGGUGACAACAUUGUUUAUGUCUGGUCACUCAACUGCCUAUACCAUCCCUCCGUUUCUAUCUCCCGUUACUCCUCUAAGUCAAACCGGUGAAAAGGGCAUUUCAGCGUGUUAUGCGACUUUGGCAGGGCCACGGAGUAGCGGCAAACACUCUCCAAAGUGUAUCAAGAGCGCGCUCUCUACCUUGGCUACUUACGACCCAAUAAAACUUGAGUCAGAAACCAUCACACCAAAUCCUACCUCAUUCAAUGUUGGAGGACAACCGCUUACCCCGGGUGCACAAGUCAUCGGUGCUGGCCCACAUACCCUAUCGCUAGACACAAGUGGAGGCCUGUCCAUAGACGGCACUCCAACUCAAUAUAUCCACUUAUUGCCUCCCUUUUGCGGUAGUACGAGCAGCAGCGGCACUUUGGAUAGUGGCAAUGGCGGUCCGGGUACUUCCACAGUUUGGGGCUCUACUCAAGCAACGGAUACUAGUGUUAGCAAUACACCCCUAACCACACCGAAAGGCACUGGCCAGGGAGAAAACACCGCCACUAAGAGCAAUAAACCUCCAACAUCACCCGGUAGCGCAGGUCGGGGAGGAAGCACUAUUGCCAGCACACCUCCAAUUUCGCCCGGGGGGUCUGCCCAGGAAUCAAAAACCGAAAUCAGGAGCAAUACAUCCCCGACCGCGCCAGGAAGCACUGGCCAGGGCUCAAAGACUGGGACCAAGAGCAAUACAUCCCCAACUGCGCCUGGAACCAAUGGCCAGGGGUCGAAGGCCGGCACCAGGAGCAAUACAUCGCCAACCACACCUGGAACCACUGGAACCAAAAGCAAUACAUCCCCAACUGCGCCUGGAACCACUGGCCAGGGGUCAAAGAGCGGAACCAAGAGCAAUACAUCCCCAACCACACCUGGAACCAAUGGCCAGGGGUCGAAGACCGGCACCAGGAGCAAUACAUCGCCAACCACACCUGGAACCAAUGGCCAGGGGUCGAAGACCGGCACCAGGAGUGGCCUACACCCAAGCUCGACUGAGAGCCGUGUUUUGACAUUGGACAGCAUCACUUUUACUGUUCACGGUACCAGUGCUCAAAUUGGCACCGCUCACCUGACUAGGGGCGGCGAGGUUACUGUGGGAACAGAGACUAUCUCCUUCAAAACCGACGGUGGUGCUAUCGUUGCCGACGAAACCACUCUUUCUCUAUCCCCCGAAACAACCGAUUCUCCCAUCGACACGAGUACCAAUCCUACCGGCUCGAAUACUCCCUCCUCCAGGGCAACCCCCAAGCCAGCAACUGCAAGUAAAUCUGCAGAGCAGGUUAUUACUUUAAAGGACCAGACUGUUACUGCAGAUCCCACCGGCUUUUUGGUUGGCACGACUAGCCUAACACCUGGUGGUGAACUCACAGUUGGCGAAGAUACCAUGGCGCUAGAGACAGGUGGCACGCUGCUUGUGGAUGGAAGUACAGUUCCCCUCACAAAAGGAACAAAAGAUAAUACACAGACGGCAAAACAGACAUCAACAUCUACAGAAGGCUGGGUUACCUUGUCAGAUUCGUCUACGACUGGUUUGUACGGGACCAUGAGUCUGACAGACCUUGCGACAUUGGCGAGUCCAACAUCAAUCUCGACUACCUAUAUUAUCUCUGGAACAAAGACCACCUCUGGGUUUAUUUUUGUACACGCUGGUGGAAUCGUCUAUCAGCAUUGGCCCCCAGCUACAAUUAGCCCUGGUUCUGGAGGUGGAGGGAUUGCGAUAUCCGACCCAAUUAAAGUGCCAGAGCCCAAAGGCCCCAAAUGUCCCAGUAUACUCAAGUUCCUUUGUGGUGAUAGCCAUACUAGCUCAGACAAUUCUGGCAGUGAUGUUGAUCCUGAUGAUACGCCUAAUGACAACCCGGAAGAUGACCCCAAGAAGAGCACCGAGCCUACCACACAGGGUACUCAAACUACUGCUAAAUCAACGACCACCUCGGAAUCUUCGUCAACAUCUUGCGCCACAUCUCAAACAAUUACAGAUUGUGCUGUCACCUGCAGCACAGUAACAGCCACAGGACAAUCUGGUGCUUCAACUACUUGCCAAACUUCAUGCUCACAAGCCGCGGCUUGCUCUGCAACAGGAACUACAUCCACUACUGUUGUCUCAUCAACAUCUGACGGUUCAAUUGCAACUCUUGGCCCCGAAUACAUAAUCUAUCUGGACGAUAUAGAUAAUAUUCCGGACGAUAGUGUGGCUAAAUCUAUUGCGGAUGAACAAAGAAAAUUGUAUGCUUCAGCUGCCUCUUCCGCGACAACCGGAAAGACCACUGAGGGGACAACAAUGGGGUCUGCCACGACAACCGGAAAGACCACCGGAACAAGAACUACCGGGUCUACCUCAGAAUCCACAAAAACAACAGCUUCUUCCACUGCCACUGAAAAGAGUGAGACUGAAACGACAUCCUCAACGUCUGAGGCCACAACGACUUCUGCAACUACUACCACCGAAGAAAAGGAGACAAAGACGACCACCUCAGAUACGUCGGCGGCAACUACAGGAGCCCCUGAUUUAGAAAUAUAUAUCGGCAUGAUCGACCACACUGAUAUUUCAAAUGCACUUUCUACUACUUGGAAUGUCUACGUACGCGAUAAUAGGGAUGGCGAUGAUGUUGGAAAAUCUUUCAAGUGGUGCCACUCUAAUGGGGAAAUUGACGCCGACGAUGAUGUGAGCCGAAACUCAUGGCCACCAACUAUCAAGUUCGAAGAACUCAAUGAAGGAAACAACGAUAAGGCCAAGAAAUAUCCAUGUGCCUAUACAGAGGGCGAUGAUGGACCUGGAACGUUUAUUUGUUUGGGCUGGGAGCACGAAGUCCAGUGCACGGAUGACUUUGACGACGCAGGAGAGGGAAUGACUGGGUCUGACAAUGGUUGUAGUGGUGUGGAUACUGCCUUUCCAAGGGCCUUGUGUAAGGUCUAUACUGCGGCAGUGAAAUAG